Molecule: messenger RNA, 1866 nt
Organism: Oryzias latipes (Japanese medaka)
Lineage: Eukaryota; Metazoa; Chordata; Actinopteri; Beloniformes; Adrianichthyidae
Source: RefSeq, a predicted model, not a curated record
UCCUGUCAGGAUCCACGUCAACGCACUCAAGCGAAACCAAAAGUAUCUGAGUCUUCCAGCACAUGGAAAGUUCUGCCACCUUAGAGCCGCAGGCCAGAGAAUUCUACGUUCAGGGAAAACCACUUUAUCUGAGCUGUAAUUCAGAAUGGCUGACAGAGACAUUGCUUUGGAGGGUUUGCGUACACUUUGCAAUUCUGUUGUGACUUCCUUCCAACAGGGAGAAACUGCUUCCAGAGGAUCAACGAGGACGCCGCUGCUUCUCACGGAUUUGUAUUCUGCAGUCUUGACUGCAGAGGAGAACAGUUUGUGGUCGGGGUCUGUUUUUGCUGCCUUGAGCAGUGUCCUCCUGGGAUUUAGUGCAGCACAGUUAGGCACUGGGGCACUCCAGGCAGGCUCUUCAGAUGCGCUAACAGGAAAGAGCUACAUCAUCAAUGAAGAGGAGUUCUUUGACAGCCAGUUUGACUUCGACUUCACCACAGUCAAAGACUCAAAGACCUUCUGGAGAGGUGGAGAGAUGUAUGAACGUCCGUGUGGCUGGCAGCGCUUCGCCCUCAAGGUCUUGGAUAAGUACGGGGAAAACAAGUGGCUGGGAAAUCAGAACCGUAAGACCCGCACAGUGGCAGGGGAGUGGCCUGUGUCGUAUCAUGGGACGUCCAAAUGUGGGGCUGAAGGCAUCAUUAAAGGAUGCUAUAAGCCGGGUCCACGUCAGAGGUACGGCAGGGGGAUCUAUUCCACUCCAUGCAUCGCUGAGGCUGAGCAAUAUGCAAAAACCUUCACUUCAAGAAAGAAUGGAAAGCAGUACAAAGUGAUUCUGCAGAAUCGGAUCAAUCCCGAGUACAGGUGUAAGUAUAACAACGAGAAAUACUGGCUGGUUCCCAUCCAAGAUAAAUUAUCUCCAGAGGAAGAGAUGAAGAUAGUGGAAAAGGCUAUUCGUCCUUACGGCCUCCUGCUGAAAAAGGUCUGAGGUUUUCCCCAAAAAGAGUCUUAAAAUAUUGCAGUUAUUCCAUUGCAAUACCAUCUGCAUAUUUAUCAUUGUGUUUGCUCCUGUCAGAUCAUCGGAUCUUGACCGCCUCUUCUUGCUUCUAUGAUUGACUUCAGUCAAAUUUGAGUUUUGUCACAUUUUUGUUUGGUCAUUUUUUGACUAAUGUUUGAGUUUUGACAGUUUAUUGUUCGGACAUGCUUGAGUAUGAUCCCUUUGUAUGUUAAGAAAAUAAGUUUUGUUGCAUUUUGGUUUGGUCAUGUUAAAGUUUUGAGACAUUUUCUGAUCAAACUUUGACAUGUUUGAUCAGAAAAUGUCUCAAAACUUUAACAUGACCAGUUUUUUGGUGUUAUGUUCAAGUAUUGUCCCUCGUUUGUUCAGACAUGUUUACAUUUCGUCAUAUUUUGUUGAGUCAUGUUAAAAUUCUGACACAUUUUUUGUCCAGUCAUCUUAAAGUUUUCUUUCAUUUUACUUGUUCAUGUUUAGUAUGUCUAAUUCUUGCUUCUUCAUAUUCAGCUUUUUGUUGAUUCAGCCAUUUUUUGAGCUAGUUAAAGCUACUUUUUAUUUCAAUACUGCAAGUAAAUAUUACUCAUGUUCAUUUUACUAAAGGACUUCUUAUAAUUUUAUUUCUUACAUAUAAACUUUCCAUACAACAGCGUUCAUUUGGUUGUGCACAGAAUCAAGUGACACCAAAAUGGCAGAAGUGACUGUCAACAAUCGAGAGAAUUUGAUCUGAUUUAAAAAGUGUAAAUAAAAAUUGGAUCUGGGUUUUCCAUGUUAGAAAUCGUCCAGUUGAGAGCCUACAGCGGUGUAAACUUAGUCUGAUCCAGAAAAUGAAUAAACUGAAUUAUAUGUGCUGACUUUAUAAAUGUGUGAAGUUUCUCUCA